AUGAUGCGACCAGUAUCAAUGGCGAAGUUGGAGAGCAUCAAAUCUGCCAUCUCUAGUGAUCCUCAGCUGAGUCAUGUUCUUGACUAUACAGUAAAUGGUUGGUCAAAGUAUGCUUAAGAUGUCCCGGAUUAACUCCGUCCUUAUCAUGCUGUCCGUGGUAGUCUCUCUGUAGUGGAUGGCAAGAUCAUUUAUCAAAAACCGCCUAGUAAUACCUCCUACACUACAGCCUCUCACUGAAAGAGCAUGGAAGAAGAUUGGUGCAGACCUGUGCGAUCAUCAAGGGAAGCAGUUCUUAGUGGUCAUCAACUAUUAUUUAAGAUUUCCAGAAAUAGCUUUCACGUCGAUCACAACUAGCGAUGCUGUGAUCAACAAGCUAUAGGACGUCUUUGCCCUAUAGGGAAUACUAGAUGAAGGAGUGAGUGAUAAUGGACCUCAAUUUGGCUCUGACCAGUUCCACAAGUUUAGCCAAGAGUAUGACUUUAAACAUACUACUACCAGCCCAUAUUUUCCACAAGCAAAUGGAGAAGCAGAAAGUGGAGUCCGCAUCGCUAAGAAGAUACUGAAGCAGCAUGACCCCUUUCUUGCACUUAUGUCGUACCUAGCUACGCCUCACACAUUCACAGGUGUAAGACCGUGCCAGCUGAUGAUGGGAAGAGAGAUCCGCGCUCUUCUGCCUACAUUGGAAUCCAACUUGAAGCCGGUUCCGCCGAACCACGAAGCAGCUGCCAAAAAAGAUGAGCAGUCCAAAACUGCAUACCGUCAGGACUUUGAUACGAGACAUGGAGUGCGACCCCUUUCCAACCUACAGCCAGGUGACUCAGUCCAUGUGAAAUUAGAUCUGCCGAAAGGAUGGAAGACGCCUGGGAAAGUCAUUAGAAGAAGCCCUACUCCCCGGUCGUAUGUGAUCCAGACACCUUUCAGAGUGGUGCGUAGAAACCGCAGACACCUACGCAAAGUCAGCAGUCCCAAUGGACUUGAGAUGUCUGAUGAACACGAUGUGGACUUAGAGCCAACAUCACAAGCAAAAAAUGUACGUAAGCUUUGGGUCCUCGAAUACUGA
Porites lobata is the source of this 1060-nucleotide messenger RNA. The record is from the annotation of a GenBank genome assembly. Lineage: Eukaryota; Metazoa; Cnidaria; Anthozoa; Scleractinia; Poritidae.